This is a messenger RNA of Calypte anna (Anna's hummingbird), 873 nucleotides long. RefSeq lists its product as uncharacterized. Lineage: Eukaryota; Metazoa; Chordata; Aves; Apodiformes; Trochilidae. Bases 1 to 762 code for a protein of 253 amino acids. The record is from RefSeq and is a predicted model, not a curated record. The transcript is spliced from 3 exons.
AUGCCGCUGGGCGGCGGCGUGCCCCGGGGGGGCGACGCGAGAACGACGGGGCGACCAUUUCCUGCGGCGCGAGGGGCGCUGCUCGUCCCCGCGCGCGCCCGGCGGGGCCGCCGCGCUCUCACCGCCGGCCCUGCGGAGCGGAGCGGAGAGGAGCGCAGAGCGGGGGCUUCCCGCAACCCCCCCCCAACCCCCCCCCCACACACACACACACACAUCGCCCUGGCGGGCCCGGCUCUCCGCGGGCGGGAGGCUCGUCCUGAAUUUAUUUAUCGUUUUUCCCUGGGAAAGGAGGAAAGGCCGCACGUCGGGGACAGCCACGGGCUCUGCGCAUCCCGCGGAGUCCCCCCGACCCCCCAGCAAAGCGAGCAGCGUGAGGAGCUGCCGCGGAGCCGCAGCUGCGGACAGUUCUGGCGAAGGGCAGGGGGGACAGCAUCGCAUCCGCGCAGGGGCCGCCACCGGCACGGAAAGUUUCCAUCGGGGCACCGAGCUGCCGCCCCGCAGGUCGAUGCUACGGCGGCAGUGCGGGGCUCUCCGCUUCCGCGGAAUGUCAACACACCCCGAUCAGUGAGGGGAGGGUCAGUUUCGGGGGGUUUUGGCCUUUCCACUCUUUUCCGCUCCAGCGCAGCCAACCGCGGGUCGGGAGAAGCGGUGCAAAGCGGUUCGCGGGGACCUGCCUCCCCUCACCUUCCGCAAUACUGGCAAUUUCUCCCCCCUUUUUCAUGUUAUUGUCCCUCAGGACCCCUCCGCGAAUCCGGGGGGUAAACGGGCACAGGCAAAAGCUGUGCCGGCGGGGUCCAGGUACGGCCCCGCCGCCGGGGAACGGCGGGGAGGGAAAUAAAUAAAUAAAUAAAUAAACGAGGCAACAAAUAAAUA